AUAAAUGACCUUUAAACCGGGUCCUUCCCUUCCCCACAAAAGAUUCUAUGACAUCGUUUUCAUUUUUUCUUCAAAAUAUUAAACUUGGAAAUAGUGUCGCAUUUCCUUGUUAAAUAUCUCACUGUUGCUCCUUGUCAUCGUCUUGAUCUUGCUUUCUUACUUCGCUAGAGAUUUUGUACUCUUCCUCCCCCAACUCCUGACUGACUGAGGCCUGGGACCAAUUACUACUCUAGACAAUGAGCUCGAGCAACUCUAAGUGCUCUGUCAAGGGGCUGGAGAAGAUAGAUGAGAAUAGUCCUACUGAGUGGUCAGCAAUGUCUUGUGCCCCUCCUGACACUCCAACUGAAUCCAUGGAGUUUCUGGCCAGAUCAUGGAGCAUCUCAGCCAUGGAGCUCUCCAAGGCACUGAACAAUACCAAUAUCCUGACUUCUACUGGUGUCCAGAUGCCAGUUUCCUGCCCUGCUGCUACCAAGGUCUCCACCGUUUCAAAAGAUUCUCUAACUAAUGGGUGUAGCCCUCCAAUUUCACCAAGAGGCAGUGAGGAAAUGAAGGAGUUAUUUUUACUUCAUCAGACACUCAAUCCAGAGUUCCUUUCCGGUCAACACUUAAUUCGAAAUGGGCUCUACAAGAGUUUAUUAAAAGGGAAGACCAUGGGUAGGUGGAAGAAAGAUCAAAAGGAGAGGAAAAAGCAGGAAAUAAGGACACAUAAUGCUCAAUUGCACGCGGCAGUAUCUGUGGCAGGCGUUGCUGCUGCAGUAGCUGCAGUUGCAGCUUCAACAGCAUCACCUGAAAUGCCAUAUACCAACCAAAAGGAUCCUCCAAAGACUUCUGCUGCUAUAGCAUCUGCGGCAGCUUUAGUAGCUUCUCACUGUAUUGAAAUUGCAGAAGAUAUGGGAGCUGAUCAUGAUCAAAUCUUAACGGCGGUUAACUCUGCAAUUAAUGCUAAGACCAAUGGAGACAUAAUGACUUUAACAGCCGGAGCAGCUACAGCCUUGCGAGGAGCUGCUACUCUAAAAGCUAGGCUGCAAAAGGGGAUUGGAAGCUCAACAUUUCCUUUAGUGGAGGAAAUGUGUGAAGAAGGUAAAGAAGCGAACAUCUUAACAGCACUAGACUGUGUCUUCAGAGGAGGAGAACUUCUCAAACGCACAAGAAAAGGGGAUCUUCACUGGAAGCGAGUGUCCUUCAUUGUGAAUUCAAAUAUGCAGGUUGUAGCCAAAUUGAAAAGCAAGCAUAUGGGAGGAACGUUCAAGAAAAAGAAGAAAUAUAUAGUCACUGGAGUGUGCAGUGAUAUACCAGCUUGGCCUGAAAGGGAAAGGGAAGACAGCAUUGAGAAGAGGGCUUAUUUCGGAAUAAAAACAGCAGACAGGAUAAUAGAAUUUGAAUGUGCAAGUAAACAUGACAAACAGAUAUGGAUUGAGGGGAUCAAGCAUGUGCUGAAUUGCCGUGCCAGACUAACAUAGUCCAUACAUGGUUAAAAUUGGGGUUGCAGUAAAUAUGGUUUUUGAUUUUGUUCUAUUUUUCUCCUUCUGAAUGGCUUCAAGUCAUGAAGUGAAUGUCUUUAACUUAUUGAGCAGUCAAUUGGUUGGCAAGGCAUAACUUUUCACCA
Neltuma alba is the source of this 1606-nucleotide messenger RNA. RefSeq names its product VAN3-binding protein-like. NCBI's taxonomy places the organism in Eukaryota, Viridiplantae, Streptophyta, Magnoliopsida, Fabales, Fabaceae. Bases 237 to 1460 code for a protein of 407 amino acids. The record is from RefSeq and is a predicted model, not a curated record. The transcript is spliced from 9 exons.